Messenger RNA from Schizophyllum commune H4-8, 1343 nucleotides. Its product is annotated as ferredoxin reductase-like protein. Lineage: Eukaryota; Fungi; Basidiomycota; Agaricomycetes; Agaricales; Schizophyllaceae. Bases 99 to 1256 code for a protein of 385 amino acids. The transcript has 5 exons. The record is from RefSeq and is a predicted model, not a curated record. Gene Ontology annotation, molecular function: oxidoreductase activity.
CGGCGGCUAGCCCUUCGCUUGAACCUCCCCGGAUCACCCACGGUCGUUCCAGACUCCGCAAACCUGCGGGGGAAAGGAAUUCUGCGCGCAAAUUACAUAUGCCGAACCUCGCGCAGACUGCGUUCUUGCUCUCGUUCUUCAUCACCUUCGCCGCCCUCUACGCCCUCUCCCAGUGGGCGAACGGUCUCCUCCUCGCCCGCGGCUACGACGUACGCGACCUCAUCCUCCUCGGCCUGCCCAAAGACGCGCCCAAACGACCCCUGCGCUUCACGCACCCCAUCAACCCCAACGAACCGUACGACAUGAGCUCAGUGAACAUCCCCGGCGUCGGCGAGGUCGACACGACCGCGGCGGCAGAGUAUGUGCAGGGCCUGCACUCGGUGCAGAUACCGGGUGUGGGUACGGUGGACCUGUUGCAAUUGGUGUCGACGCCAGCGUUCGCGCUUAGCAUGACGGUUGCGACCGCCGCGUUCUUCUAUGCGCUCUCGAACAAGGGCGGCAAGAAGGCGCUCGACCCGACAAAAUGGCAGGAGUACCCGCUGGCGAAGAUCACCAAAAUCUCCCCGAACACGGCCAUCUACACGUUCGCCCUCCCCAACAAAAAUGACAUCCUCGGCCUGCCAAUAGGCCAGCACAUCUCCGUGUCCGCCGAGAUCAACGGGAAGGACAUCAUGCGCUCGUACACCCCUAUCUCAAGCGACGACGACCGUGGCCGCUUCGACCUGCUCAUCAAGGCGUACGAGAAGGGCAACGUGUCGCGGUACUUCUCCCUCCUCAAGGUCGGCGACAAGGUUCGCAUCAAGGGCCCCAAGGGCGCAUUCACCUACUCCCCCGGCCUCGCCUCGCACGUCGGCAUGAUCGCUGGCGGUACCGGCAUCACCCCCAUGCUGCAGGUCGUCAAGGCCGCACUGAAGGACGCGAACGACAAGACGAAGCUCACGCUCAUCUACGCGAACGUCAACUACGAGGACAUCCUGCUCAAGAAGGAGAUUGACGCGCUCGCGGAGGCGCACCCUGACCAGUUCAGCGUGUACUACGUGCUGAACAACCCGCCAGAGGGCUGGUUGGGCGGUGUCGGGUUUGUGACGAAGGACAUGAUUGAGAAGCACAUGCCGCCGAGCUCGAUGAAGGACGCGAAGGUCCUGAUGUGCGGCCCGCCACCUAUGCUCACUGCGAUGAAGGGCCACCUUGCCGAGCUGAACUACCCGGCACCAAGGACGAUCAGCAAGCUCGCUGACCAGGUCUUCUGCUUCUGAGCGUACUCAUUUACGACUGUUGAUCUAGGGAUGAAAGUAUUGUACUGCUUUGCUUGCCUAUAACAAUGUUUAGACGAUGCUUUCUAA